AUGGACGCCGCAGCGCGAGCGGCAGUGGAGGCAGAGGCGAUCCAGUCUGGGCGCCUGCCGUCUGUCGAGGACGCAUUCGACGUCGCCACGCUGCUGGUGUGCGCUCUCACGGCGCCAGAGGCGACGGCCGCGGCGGCGGAAGUUGCGAGUGCAGCAUAUUACAGGCUUUACCAGUCAGACGCCCACGUCGCGGCGGCCGUGGCCGCGCUGCUCGCGCCUGCCUCGCGCUCGGCGCUCGUCGCUGCAUUGGAAGGCGGCGGCCACGCCGCGCUCGAAGCCGGGGAGAUCCUUUUCGAUGUGGUUUGUGGGGGUGCCCGCGGCGGUGCGGUCACGUCGGAAACAAACGAUCGCAUCGCGGGCACGGACGGCAUGAUUGAAUCCUUGGUGCACGCCCUGCAGCGAGCCACCGGCGAGGUGCUGCAGGUGCCUGAGGCCCCUCUGCGUCACAUCCGGUGGAGGGCUUUCCGCAACCUUUGCUUCGUGCUUGAAACCCUCAUGUGGUGCGAGGGCUGCGCAGCCCGAAUCCUGGCUGCCCCCGGCGCUGUGGGCGGCCUCGCCGCCGCUGGGCGCGUCGGGUGGCGCCCAAGCGACGCGAGGUUUCUCAUCGUUCUGACCAUGUUUGACUCGAUGAUCGAAGCUUUGGGCGCGGACGCGGCGCGGGCGCUGAUGGCGGAAGAGGGCGUGUUUGACACGGUGGUGGCAGCGGCGGGGAAGGGAGACGGCAGCAUCGUCUUAUCAGCGCUCAAGACGCUGCGUUUGCUGGCCCGCGCCGACGCCGAGACUGCGGGCCGCAUCAUCGCCGACGCAAACGCCAGGGCCGCGCUGACGGGCGUCGCCAUCACGGGUCCCCAGAGCGAGGCGGCCCGCGCCGCGGGCCGCUGCACGCUUCGAGCGAUCGCGCGCGCCGGCCACGCCGCCGCCGUGGCGGUGGCGGUCAAGCCGUGCCUGGCGGCGCCGGCGGACGGCGCCGAGCGCGGCCGCGCGCGCGCGGUGCUGAUGGAAUUUCUCCCCACAGUGGCUGUUGACGCGCUUGAAGCCGUCGCCCGCGAUGCGGAGGUCGAGGCGGCAGCCUUAAGGGCCGAAGUGGCUGAACAGCGGGCAAUCCCUGUCAACACGCGAGCCGCGAUCGUCGAGCUGGCGGCGACAGCAGCGCGUACAUAG
Molecule: messenger RNA, 1161 nt
Organism: Monoraphidium neglectum
Lineage: Eukaryota; Viridiplantae; Chlorophyta; Chlorophyceae; Sphaeropleales; Selenastraceae
Exons: 1
Coding region: 1-1161 (386 amino acids)
Source: RefSeq, a predicted model, not a curated record